Melitaea cinxia (Glanville fritillary) is the source of this 1464-nucleotide messenger RNA. It is a transcript of the gene sgg, whose product is annotated as glycogen synthase kinase-3 beta-like. Gene Ontology annotation, biological process: negative regulation of canonical Wnt signaling pathway; protein phosphorylation; signal transduction. Gene Ontology annotation, molecular function: ATP binding; protein serine/threonine kinase activity. The record is from RefSeq and is a predicted model, not a curated record. The transcript has 9 exons. NCBI's taxonomy places the organism in Eukaryota, Metazoa, Arthropoda, Insecta, Lepidoptera, Nymphalidae. Gene Ontology annotation, cellular component: cytosol; cytoplasm; axon.
UUAAAUAGUUAGUAGUCGUAUCACUAGCGAGAAUCGAGUUUCGCGGGGCGGGGUGUCGAUGUCGCACUGUUUACUGGCAGUUUGCAACGACACGCGGGCGCGUGCGAUCCUACGUCAAACUGGAGUGUCCCGGCGGUCCAGUAUGUUUGGACACUUUAAAAGUUUCCGACGGCCCCGCUGCUAUGGCUCUACGGCCCGUCAGCGAAGUAGCUGCUCGCUCCGAAACUUCACUGCUGCGUUUACUUGACAGCGACAAAAGUGGCCAAUUGAGUCGCGCACGUGAUCGUCUUUCUUCUUUUUGUAAGAAAUUGCGACGCACUAUCAGCGACGUGGAUACUCCUAAAAAGACCGAGCUGGCUUCGGAUAAGAAAACUGCCUCCUCGCAUCGCAAGGACGGCUCAAAGGUGACGACCGUGGUAGCGACGCCGGGGCAAGGGCCGGACAGGCCGCAGGAGGUGAGCUAUGCCGACAUGAAGCUCAUCGGUAACGGCAGCUUCGGCGUCGUAUACCAGGCUAAGUUGUGCGAUACCGGCGAGCUCAUCGCCAUCAAAAAGGUGCUCCAGGACAAAAGGUUCAAGAACCGCGAGCUGCAGAUAAUGCGCCGACUGGAGCAUUGUAAUAUCGUCAAGUUGAAGUACUUCUUUUACUCUAGCGGAGAAAAGGUAUAUUUGCACUACCAAAUAUUUUGCAUAUAUUAACCCAAAAAAGAUGAAGUGUACCUGAACUUGGUGCUGGAGUACAUACCAGAGACAGUGUAUAAAGUUGCACGUCACUACUCCAAAGAUGAACAAACCAUACCCAUUAGUUUUAUAAAGCUGUACAUGUACCAGUUGUUCCGGAGCCUGGCGUACAUCCACUCGCUAGGCAUCUGCCACAGAGACAUCAAGCCGCAGAACCUGCUGCUGGACCCGAAGACGGGCGUGUUGAAGCUGUGCGACUUCGGCUCGGCGAAGCACCUCGUGCGCGGCGAACCCAACGUGUCCUACAUCUGCUCGCGGUACUACCGCGCGCCCGAGCUCAUCUUCGGAGCUAUCGACUACACCACGAAAAUUGACGUAUGGAGUGCGGGCUGCGUGGUCGCGGAGCUGUUGCUCGGUCAGCCGAUAUUCCCGGGAGACUCUGGCGUGGACCAACUCGUUGAAAUUAUCAAGGUCCUUGGUACUCCUACUCGAGAACAAAUACGCGAAAUGAAUCCGAACUAUACAGAAUUCAAAUUUCCACAGAUCAAAAGUCAUCCUUGGGCAAAGUACAUGUUGGAGAGACUGACGAUGCCCAAGUCUGCCACUGACCAUCAGCGCAUCCGAGUAAGAAACGUUAUCUAACCAGCGGUCGGCAACCCCUUACGCCCGGACCACGCAAUAUUUAGAUUUUUUUCUCUGCUCACUAACAGAAUCACAUUCUGCUGAGUAUAAUAAAGGCGUCUAGUUGAUUAGUAGUAAUAAUAUGUAGUGGUACGAUUUGGAA